GUGUGUUAUGAAAAUGGAUCACCAUUGUCCAUGGAUCAAUAAUUGUUGUGGCCAUCUGAAUCAUGCAAAAUUCACAUUAUUCUUAAUUUCAGCUGUUUGUGGUUGUUUUCAGUCAUCUGUUCUUCUUUUCUUGGGCCUUUACCGAGCAUUUCGAGUGAACUGGUACUUUUUACAUGGAGACCGUACCAGUAUUGUAUAUUUAUCAUUGUAUCAACUAGCUUUCACUGUCUUCAGUUUUGGUUUGGCUUUAGGUGUGGUACUUGCUGUUGGUGGAUUGUUUUAUGUUCAAAUGAAACAAAUUAUAAGAAAUGAAACAAGUAUUGAAAACUGGAUAGUAAUUAAGGCACUUGGGAGACCCAGACCAGAAAAUUCUCCAUUUAUCUAUCCAUAUAAUGUAGGAUGGUGGAAAAAUAUAAAACAAGUCUUUUGGGACCCUCCAGGUAAUGGAUUAACAGAUUGGCCUCUUGUUGAUGGCUGCCAUCAAUAUACAUUAACGAUUGAACAACUAAUUCAGAAAGAAGACAAACGAGCUCGGAAAAAACACUAUACAAUUGUGAAAAAUUAUUCUGGUUCAUGGUUUCCAAUAUCUAAGGGAAUUAGAACUUGUUGUUCACCUCCAUGCAGUGAUGAACUACGUAUCCCACUAUCGGUAGGGGAUACUGUUUAUGUUACAAGGUGGAGAAAGAGGUGGUUAUAUGGUGAAAAAUGUAUUUCUUCCAAUGGUUCUGGCUGUUUUCCUGUGCUCUGUUCUUGCAGCUUCCUAUGCCAAUGUUCUUCUGAAGGCACCCCUUGUCAGUACUGGUGUCAGUGCUAGUUCUAGGACACAAGAUGCUUAUGGAAACUAUGCUUUCAACUAUGACAUCGUUGACAAACUCGGAGCUUCCAACCAGUACCUCCUAUAAACGAAGCCACGGCACGCCGCACACUACGUCACUAAAGUCGUCCUUAUGUACAGAAAGCAUGGUUGCCACAUGAAACCACUUAUCGCUGUUAUUCCUUUAAGAGGAGAGAAAAUGAAAAGUAGUUUUUUAUUUCCUUGCAUAAGGCUUACUAUAUCGUUUGGUUUUAAAUAUAUAUAUUAUAUGUGUGUGUGUGCAAAUAUAUAUAUUCCGAUUUGA
Molecule: messenger RNA, 1118 nt
Organism: Stegodyphus dumicola
Lineage: Eukaryota; Metazoa; Arthropoda; Arachnida; Araneae; Eresidae
Product: palmitoyltransferase ZDHHC6-like
Molecular function (GO): palmitoyltransferase activity
Source: RefSeq, a predicted model, not a curated record